UUGACCUUUAGCCAAGUGUCCCGUACAAGUCCAGAGUCAUAGAAAUUUCACCCUGUGACUCAAAAGAACUCAUAAGGGAGUGGAUCCCAAAGAAGAAAGAAGGUCAGGAAUAAAUGUAGUGGGACACCAGAAAUGCACCAUGGACAAGGACAACUGUACUCCCAAAUUCUCACGCAAGACCCUGACUGCACCAGCCCCAUUUGCAGAUGAAUCCAGCUGCCAGUGCCAAGCGCCUCAUGAAAAACUGACCAUCGCCCAGGCCCGCUUAGGAACGCCAGUUGACAGGCCUGUCAGAGUCUAUGCAGAUGGAAUAUUUGACCUCUUCCACUCGGGUCAUGCAAGGGCACUUAUGCAAGCUAAAACACUGUUUCCCAACAGCUACUUGUUGGUAGGAGUUUGCAGUGAUGACCUUACUCACAAAUUCAAAGGGUUUACUGUGAUGAACGAAGCAGAGAGAUAUGAAGCCCUCAGACAUUGUCGCUAUGUGGAUGAAGUCAUCAGAGAUGCACCAUGGACUCUCACUCCAGAGUUUCUGGAAAAACACAAGAUUGACUUUGUGGCUCAUGAUGACAUUCCAUAUUCUUCUGCUGGUUCUGAUGAUGUUUAUAAGCAUAUAAAGGAAGCAGGCAUGUUUGUUCCAACACAGAGAACAGAAGGCAUCUCAACAUCAGACAUCAUUACCAGAAUUGUCCGUGACUAUGAUGUUUAUGCCCGACGCAACCUGCAGAGAGGGUACACAGCCAAGGAACUGAAUGUCAGCUUUAUAAAUGAGAAGAAGUAUCGGUUCCAGAACCAGGUGGACAAGAUGAAAGAAAAGGUCAAGAACGUGGAGGAAAGAUCAAAGGAAUUUGUUAAUAGAGUAGAAGAAAAGAGUCAUGACCUAAUUCAAAAGUGGGAAGAGAAGUCAAGGGAAUUCAUUGGCAACUUCCUGGAACUGUUUGGACCGGAUGGUGCAUGGAAGCAGAUGUUCCAGGAGAGGAGUAGCAGGAUGCUACAGGCCUUAUCCCCGAAGCAGAGCCCUGUGAGCAGCCCGACCCGGAGCCGGUCCCCAUCCCGUUCCCCAUCUCCCACCUUCUCAUGGCUCCCAAACAAAACCUCUCCACCGUCCUCACCCAAAGCAGCCUCAGCCUCCAUCAGCAGCAUGAGUGAGGGGGAUGAGGAUGAGAAGUAAAGGUGGCUGGGCAGCAAGAGCCACACCACACAGGAUGGGGAGGGGGUCCCGGGGACGCCUGGGUGGUGUUUGAAGGGGAAUAGUCGUGGGAGCUGCAGCUCAGCAGGGAGACCAGAGUUCUGCCAUGGGAAGGGGUCAUCUCCCUUUCCUUCUCCACACAGCCUGGCCUGAGCUCAGCAUGGAGGUUUCCAGCUGGAAAACCACAAACCUUCUUAGCAUCAUAGAAUCACCCCACUUUAACCUGCUGAGAAAAGGUGCAGAGCAUCCCCAUGGAAUGGGGUGACUUCUGCUUUAGUCCGUACAGCCAUCCACAUCCAAUAAGCCACCCGUGGAAGCGGCUGCUGCCUCACCCUACUAUUUCAGGUCCUUUGAGGGCCUUGCACGUUGCCUCCUAUCACCCAAGCUCUCCCAGAAUGAACUCCCUUCCAACCAAGGUGGUCAAGUGCUUUCCAAAUAGGCAAGUUAAAGACAAAUCCCAGCCUUCUCAGUUUAGCCACUAAGACUUGACGAUGCAAUGCAUCAACUCUUGCCUGCUACAGGACUGUGACUCAGAGACAACUUUGCUUUGGCCAGAUAGAAAAAGUGAUCUAGUGUGAACCUUAACUUCUCAUUCAAAGAACAGUUGUGUCACGGUGAACUCCACUUAAGGCCUGACAUGCUUCUGGCUGUACUUUCUCAUCAUUGGUGUGACUUCAUUGUUUUCCAGAAACUACCUGAAUUGAUGGGAAUUACAACAAGGAAACAUAACCUGUGUAAAAAGAAAUAAACAAACCAACCAGGAGCUGAUUUGCUUGGCUCCAUGUAUGGAAGAUGAAAAUUGUCUCUUGGACCUUCUUCUUAAAGGAUGCUGUUAUGGAAUGGCUCUCUCCAUUUCUAACCAGUUCACCAGUUUCAUAGACCUAAGUAACAGUUUGAUGUACCAAACACUUAGUAUACCGAUAGGGGGUGCUACCUGCACGUAUCUGUUCUAUGUAUGUUCCAAAUAUACCACCCCAGGGUGUACACCAUAUGCAAUAUGAAUUUACGGUGGUGGCAUUUUACUAUAUAUACUCCUGUCCUGCUCUCUUCCCUGAUACCCUGCUAAAAUCCUUGAUCUAAAGAACCCUCUGGUCCCCUCGUGACUUGGGCAAUUUGUCAAAAGCUCCCAUCAGAUUCCUGUAGAAAUGUUUUGUCUCAGAAAAUUGUUGUUUGGGGUAAAGGGAAGUUCCCAAGAGUCUUGCAAAGAACUAGAGGCUCAUCCCUUCAUAUGAUCUAGGUAGUACUGAAGUCAUUUCUGGCCCUAGCUUCUCUGAAUGGGUUGAAGACUCUCAGAUUGCUGCAGAGAUGUCUGAAGUCACUGCUCCCUAAUCAUAUGCAGAGCCUGAGCAGACACAGCCAAGGCUUAGAGCCAACAUCUUGGGUAGAAAUAGAAUUUCCUGGAUAUUGUGGUAAAGUCAGAACUGGGGCUUGACUGAAUAAAGGUCUUAACCUGCAGCCUGUGGGCAGAGCUCAGCAUCUCUGAUGACAGAAGCGUCCCUUUUCAGAGGCCUUGGGAACAAGCCUUCUAAGAGCAACCAGUGAAGAAAGGUGGCAUGUCUUUCCCCUUUGUGUUGGGGUUGAACUACCUCCCUACUCACCUGGAGACCAGUGGUGAUUGUUGGAAAGCAAAACUUUUAUGCUAAGCUAUCUUGGAACCUCCUUGAUCCUGGUACUUUCUCCAGAACUCUGUAAAGUGCUCGUGCAGGACAGGGAGUUGGUGGGAAUGUGCCCUAUGAGAAAGUAAGCUGUUUUUGCAGUUAAGGCCCUCCGAGAGCAUUGUUCUCCAGAGAGAGGCAAGGGCUUCCAUACUUCCAUUGUGCCAGUUUGACCUCAGCCUUCCACUAUGCACCCAUUUCAGCUGACUGAUACUUCCGGCAGUGAAAGGACAAGGAGAUCAACCAAGCAGGGGAAGAGAACAAGAGAAGAGGAGAAAAGAGGCUCCUGGAGAGAACGGAAGAUAAAAGAAAGUCCUCUCAAACUAUUUGAGGAUCUCAUUUUAUGGGGGACAUUCUCUUGAGGAAUCCUUGUAAUGCUACGACUACAUGACCCAGGGUGGGUAGAUAGAUCCACUUUUACCUGAGUCUUGCUCUGGGGCAAAUAAUGGAGUUGAUGUAUCAGGCUGACUGGAACUGUGCAGGCCCUACACACUGUAUUGACAGGUGUGAUAUGCAUGACUCAUCAGAGUACCACCACCGUAGCUGCCAAUGAUGGGAAAUGACCAACGCCUGAAAUAGUCAAGGUAUGGGCCCAAACAACCCAUAAAGUGGGUUUUUAAUCUCCUCAACCUCCAACAGCACCUCCUCGCCUUCCUAAAGCUGCAAGUCUUUUAAGAAGGAAUGGGGAGGAUUCUGCUUUUCAACCUUUAUACUUCUUGGCCAUCUCUCAGUCGUUCCCAGCUCUUAACUCUACCCCACCUCUCCCACACCCAGGAGGAACGGGGGCUGCACUUUGUUUGGGCCAUCCAGUCAGCUGUAAUGGCCAAGAACAAGUUAAGGAUGAACUAAGAACUUAAGGUAGGCUACAAGCUUGGAGAGGUAAGCAGAAAUGUCAGAGAGCAAGGAAAGAGGCUCUUUUUGCUCUAGAAAGGAAGAAAAUUAGGAUGUGAAUGGGGUAGGUUAUGCAGAGGGAGAAAAUGAGACUGGAAGUUGGUGGGUGUGGGAGGGUAUGUAUUUUCUACUUCCUUUCCAGGCUUCACUUGGCCCCUAACAGGUAAAAGAGGAAGGGUUCCAUUAGACACAGCAGAUACCCAUGCAGCAACAGGUGCUUCUUCCUCCUGUUAGCAACACCCAUAUCCUCCCUGAAACCAAAUGCAGACCCUCUUUGUAUAAACAACAGGGGUGGAGUUGUAAUGUGAUAGUCACAUUGAAUGGCCCAUUUCUGGCAAGAAAACACCUCUGUGCCAGGACAUUCCUGAGGCAAAGGCAAACCAGCCCCAUGACAGAUGUAGUGCGGUUUCCUUCUUGCUCUUGGUGCAAGAGACACAGCUGCUCUACAACUUAGGCUACUGGAUAGUGUGAUUACUCUGGAGUGGGGAGAGUGGCUACAGGAAGAACACAGCUUAUUCUCUCUCCAUCUUCAGAACUUUACUAUCCAGUCAUGCCCCAGAGGAAGACAUGUGAUGGUGACUGGCUCAGCUACAUCUAGCAGAGAUGAGCCUGUUUCUCAGGCAUCCCCUCAGCACUAGUCCUAACCAUCUAGUUUUGAAAAAAGAAAAGGAAAGGAAAAGAAGAAAUAGCUUAUCAGGCAUUCUCAACUUCUCUAGUUUUUUAGUGUCACUGCAGUAGUGUGUCUGGGGACAAAGCCAUAAGAACAGCAUACAUACUCUGCUAUAUAUAUAUAAGACAAUGCGUCUGGAUUAAAGAAUGACCUUAUGCCCAAGCAUUUGCUCUGGUGCUGAUUAAUGUGAACCACUGGAAUCACCCCACCACCACUCACAGCAACUCCUACGCCCCACCCCCAGGCCCCCACCUCCCAAAUGAACCACAGUAUUCCCGAUUCCUUUAUAAAUAAAGGGAUGCAGAGUUGCUCUUUUGCUUGCUUGCUGUGUGUUCUUCUGUGUUGGUUUGUGUUCCUGUCUGGGAGGUGUAGUUCAAUGUGGAUAAAUACAUGCAUUGUAGUAGCUGCCCUGGGAUAGUGGCUGGCUGCCCAGCUGUGACCCCAGCUGGAAGGAUCUCACCCUACUAUCUGUUGAAUGAGGCCAAGUCUUGAAGUUGGUAGUGAUAACUAUCUUGUGAUAGGCUUAACUAUCACUUACAAGAUAGUUAGGAACAGACUCACCUCACAAAAUGUUACAGGAAGAGCAGUUUUCAUAUAGGAAGCUCCAUUCCUACAGUAACAAUAAUUAUAACACUAGAAAAAUUACACCAGUAUAUUAAGCUGUUAGAAGGAAUUGUUGAGGGGCUGGAGAGAUGACUCAGUGGUUAACAGUGCUCACUGCUCUUCCAGAG
This is a messenger RNA of Nannospalax galili (Upper Galilee mountains blind mole rat), 5136 nucleotides long. RefSeq names its product phosphate cytidylyltransferase 1, choline, beta (gene Pcyt1b). The record is from RefSeq and is a predicted model, not a curated record. Gene Ontology annotation, biological process: CDP-choline pathway. Gene Ontology annotation, molecular function: choline-phosphate cytidylyltransferase activity; phosphatidylcholine binding. The transcript is spliced from 8 exons. Lineage: Eukaryota; Metazoa; Chordata; Mammalia; Rodentia; Spalacidae. Bases 140 to 1171 code for a protein of 343 amino acids.